Nematolebias whitei (Rio pearlfish) is the source of this 997-nucleotide messenger RNA. RefSeq names its product RNA-binding Raly-like protein (gene ralylb). The record is from RefSeq and is a predicted model, not a curated record. Gene Ontology annotation, cellular component: nucleus. Gene Ontology annotation, molecular function: RNA binding. NCBI's taxonomy places the organism in Eukaryota, Metazoa, Chordata, Actinopteri, Cyprinodontiformes, Rivulidae.
CCUCCAGUUAUCCGUCUCACAGGCUGAUAUUCAGUAUUUGUGCUCACGCCGGGUUGAGGUGUGGACUCUGUGCUUCUUCAGUGUUUGAGAAAGAGCGCAAAGCUGGACCGCUCCAUCAUGACCAUGUACAAGGGGAAGCGUCGCAACCAUCGCUACAUAAACAUGGCAGGUGAGCCCAAACCGUACAGGCCUAAACUGGGCUCCAAACGGCCACUCUCAGCUGUCUACAGCGGGUAUGAAUUUGACUAUGAAUACUACAGAGAUGAUUUCUACAGCCGUGAAGACGGACCAGAUCCAGACCAUCAAACGAGAACUCACUCAGAUUAAAAUGAAGAUCGACUCCUUACUGGGACGUCUGGAGAAGAUUGAGAAGCAGCAAAGAGCUGAAUCUGAGGCUCAAAGGAAAUACGAGGACAACUGUGACUCCCUGCACGAGGAGUCUGUGUCAGAAAUGGCAGAAAACUCUGGCGAGGAGGCCGGUGAGGGUGCGCUGGAUGUAGAAGCAGGAGAGAUGACCGACGGAGGCGAAGACGAGUAUGAGGAGGGCAGUCACCAUCUGAUAGAGAACCAUGUAUCGGAUAUCGACAACUGAGAUAAGGGUGAGGAAUCAAACUCUCCUGGCUGUAGGUAUUAGAAUUCAUCAUCACCUUCAGGAGGCAGAAGGGGAUCUGCAGGGGAUCAAGACCCUACCAUUCAGGACAGUGCGUUGUGUUCAAGAGAUGCAGAGUCAUGUUCCGAUUGCUCGACUCUGCAGCACAAACCAAAUGUGUCGUGCUAUUUACACAAAAUUUGUUUUUGAUGUGUUGCCCUGAGUUUCCUUCGAGAGCAGCUUAUUUAACAAAGCAAGAAGCCAACCGUCUAUACAGCUCCUGAAACAUGAAAAACGAUGAAACGGAACGGAUUUAUGAAUGACGGUCAGAAACACGAUAUUGAUGAAUUGUUGAUGCUUUUAUAAAAUGUGCUUGCGCUGUAAUUUUACUUUUUUUUUUCUUGUUGU